Messenger RNA from Anopheles moucheti, 2229 nucleotides. Its product is annotated as phosphatidylcholine:ceramide cholinephosphotransferase 1-like. Gene Ontology annotation, biological process: ceramide biosynthetic process; sphingomyelin biosynthetic process. The transcript has 4 exons. Gene Ontology annotation, cellular component: endoplasmic reticulum membrane; Golgi membrane. NCBI's taxonomy places the organism in Eukaryota, Metazoa, Arthropoda, Insecta, Diptera, Culicidae. Gene Ontology annotation, molecular function: sphingomyelin synthase activity; ceramide cholinephosphotransferase activity. The record is from RefSeq and is a predicted model, not a curated record. Bases 796 to 1944 code for a protein of 382 amino acids.
AAGCAAAUCGGAAAGCGAAUGAGUGUGUGAUAAGAAAACAAUAGUACGGUUCUAUAAUGCCGUCGAGGUAAAAGAGCAUCCACGUUCGCUCGCUGCAUUCAGUGGCGCGUCCGACCGUGCCAAGGGUGUCUCAGCAUUCAGGCGUUGCAUUUCUCCCAAACAGAAGGGUGGUACGGUGAGUGCGUACAAUGAACUUACGGUUGGUGCAUGGAUGUGCAGUUAUGGUGAACCUUGUCUGAAGACCCAGCAACAUACGCACCACGCCGCACGCAUUCAUAAUUGGCCCGGAAGAACAUUGGUGACGCUGCGGCGGUGUUUACCUCGUGACAACCAGUUGUGAAUCUUUGCCAGCUCUACAAUGUUGCCCCGAUAAGCGUGAUCGUGCGCGGGUUAAUCAUCGCUGUUAGGUUGACCGUGUGUAGUGAGCAGCAGCGACAAGAAAAACCGGAAUAAUAUAUCCUUGGACAAAUCUAAUUCGGCGUUCAAGGCAAAAGACGCACAUUUUGAGGAGGCUCUUCUUCCGCCUUGUCUGACAGUGAGCGUUGUUGUUGUGCGUGAGUGUGUGGAAUUGGGUUGGCCAGCCUAGAAAUUAAAGCAUAUCUAUCCCUUCUGCCAUCGAACGACCUUAAAAAGCAAAAGAGGGAUAGGAAGGGCCUCUUUACCAUUAUUAGACCGUUUCGUCGCGUCUGGUGUCUGGUGUGGUUUGGUAAGAAAAAAAAAUUGUGACCGCUGCGUGGACUGCCUGUGUGCAAGUGCGUGUUGGUUGUGUGAGUGUGUUUCCUCCUUCGCCCAACGAUGUCAUACUACGCACCGAAAGCAAAGCCGGGAGGAGGCACCUUGAGGGCCGUGUACGACAAACUAUACAGCAACUGUUCAACAUUCCGCAAGCUGCACUAUGAAGAAGUGCCUGACUCGUACGAUUACAACAGCCCAAAUGCUACCAGCCAUCAGUCCGCGUACGCACACCCAGGUUCACCAUACCACCAGCAGAACCAACCGCCACCGUCCGACACCGGCAGUCCAUCGAGCGAUGCGGUUAUGAUCAAGAUCGACACACCGUCACCGUUGCGCGACGAUCAGCAGCGUUACCCGAAGGAAAUUGGCAAAACGCUCCUAGCGUUACUCUUUCUGGCACUUAACUUUUUCAUCGCCACCGUGUCACUGUCGCUCGUGCACGACCGUGUGCCGGAUCGGGAUACGCACGAACCGCUGCCGGAUGCAUUUCUAGACCGGGUGCAGGCCCAGGACUGGGCGCUCGAUGUGAGCGAAAUACUGAUCAUGGUGGUGGUGAACUCGUGCGUACUGCUGAUCACCUUCCACAAGCACCGGUUCAUCGUGAUGCGGCGUGUGUUUCUGCUCCUGUCGGUGCUGUACAUGAUGCGGUCGGUUACGAUGUACGUCACAGUGCUGCCCGUGUCCAGCCGGACGUACUACUGCAGCCCGAAGUCGAAUGCGAGCAGUGCGGGAGUGAUCGUGAAGCGAGCGUUUCAGCUAAUCUCCGGCAUGGGUCUGUCGAUCAACGGGAAGCAGAUCUACUGCGGUGAUUACAUCUACAGUGGCCAUACAGUGACGCUAGUGCUGGGUUAUUUAGUGAUAUCCGAAUAUUCACCCAAACGCUUCUGGCCGAUACAUUGGAUCUAUUGGAUGGCCAGUGCGACCGGUGUUGUGAUGGUGCUCGUUGCACACGGUCAUUAUACAGUUGAUGUGCUAAUAGCGUACUACGCAACGACGCGGCUUUUCUGGACCUAUCACACACUUGCCAACAACAGCUUACUUUUAAAGCAAAAUGGUAAUAAUUAUAUUGGACGUGAAUGGUGGUACUUCGGAUUCCGGUACUUUGAGCGCAAUGUACGCGGUCCCAUCCCGCUCCAGUACGACUGUCCGCUUGCACUCCCGGCGUCCUGGACGAAAAAGUCGCCCAAGUUGCCAGGACGUGAAAGUUGAUACCAUCACCACCACCGAUGGCUGAUCGUCGACACUUACCUGAUUGUGUUCGCUGAACCCACCCACCCGAGGGAGGAUUAGUGUACGUACCGGUUGCGUAUGUGAUUUGUCCAGUUGCAUAUCGUAUGCCACAACUGAAUUCCGAGCUCUAAUCCACGAUGCUUUAAUGCAGCAUUACAAGACGAGAAGGACAAUCAGUUCUAGCGUGAAAAGCAUACUCACCGAGAACAUGAUUUUUGUUCAUACGAAGCGGAAAGCAAAACUAAAACAAAAGACUUUUUAAAA